Molecule: messenger RNA, 1500 nt
Organism: Epithele typhae
Lineage: Eukaryota; Fungi; Basidiomycota; Agaricomycetes; Polyporales; Epitheliaceae
Product: MFS general substrate transporter
Exons: 15
Coding region: 1-1500 (499 amino acids)
Biological process (GO): transmembrane transport
Cellular component (GO): membrane
Molecular function (GO): transmembrane transporter activity
Source: RefSeq, a predicted model, not a curated record
AUGUCAGAGAAAGGGAGCGGGGGGCGCAUCCAGGUCGACAGGACGGAGAAAGAGUCGGUCGAGGACACGGUCCAGCAUGCACCGUAUGGGGGCGAUCGUGAGCUCCCUCCCCCACCGACGCUCACCGCAGAGCAGGAGAAGAAGUUGUGGCGCAAGAUUGACCUCCAACUCCUGCCCAUCCUCACGCUCAUGUACUUGUGCUCGUUCUUGGAUCGGGGAAACAUCGGAAACGCGAAGCUGCAGGGUCUGACGACGCAACUCGACCUCACGGGGAACGAGUACAACAUCGCAUUGACGAUGUACUUUAUUCCGUACUGUCUACUUGAAUCCCCAUCCAACUUGGUGCUCAAGAAGUUCCGUCCUUCGAGAUGGCUUCCCGGAAUCACGGUCGUUUGGGGUAUUAUCAUGACGCUCAUGGGUCUCGUUAAAAACUAUCCUCAACUCGUCGGCACUCGGGUAUGUUUGGGAGUGGCUGAGUCUGGCCUCUUUCCCGGCGUCGUAUACUAUCUUUCCCUGUGGUACCCUCGUCAUAUGCUGCAGUUUCGUGUUGGCAUGUUCUUCGGAGGCGCGACGGUUGCGGGUGCAUUCUCCGGGCUCUUGGCGUUUGGCAUCUCGUUCAUGUCCGGGACCGGGGGGCUGCUCGGAUGGUCGUGGAUUUUUAUUAUUGAGGGGCUUCUGACUGUCGUCGUCGGGCUCGUCGCCUUCUUCGUCGUUGUUGACUUCCCACAGACCGCCGAGUUCUUGACGCCGGAAGAGCGUGCAUGGGUUAUCCAUCGGAAGAAAUACGACAACUCCUCAGUUGGGGAGGAGGAGCACUUCGAGGUCCGCCACAUCUGGGAGACGCUUCUCGACUGGCAGGUGUGGAUCCAUAUCCCGAUUUACUGGUCUAUCGUCGCGCCGCUCUACGGGAUCUCUUUAUUCCUGCCCUUCGGAUUCAGCACAACAAUCUCUCAGCUCCUCACCGUCCCGCCUUACGUCGUCGCCACCGUCACCCUACUCGUCUGGUCAGUCUGGUCCGACCGGAUCAAGAAGCGAUACCCCUUCAUCCUCGCCGGGCUCGUCCUCUCCCUCGUCGGCUUGGUGAUCAACAUCGCCGACGUGAGCGUCGGCGCGAAGUACUUCGGCACCUUCCUCGUCGUUGCCGGCUCGUACGCGGGCUUCCCCGGGGUCGUCGCCUGGCUGGGGAACAACCUCGCGGGCCACUACAAGCGCGGGGUCGGGAUGGCGCUCCACUUCGGGAUCGGCACCCUCAGCGGCGCGGUCGCGAGCAACAUCUACCGCACGCAGGACGCGCCGCGCUACAUCCUCGGUCACGGGAUCGCGCUCAUGUUCGUCGGCAUCGGGUUCAUCGCGCUCCCGAUCGCGGUAGUUUCGUACAAGCGCAUCAACGCGCGCCGCGAGGCGGCGAUGAGGGAGGCGGACGAGCGCGGGGUCAAGUACACGCCGGAGGAGCUGCGGAGGAUGGGCGACCGCGCGCCGGACUUCCGGUACACGCUUUAA